Messenger RNA from Penicillium soppii, 819 nucleotides. RefSeq names its product glycosyltransferase family protein. Gene Ontology annotation, biological process: dolichol-linked oligosaccharide biosynthetic process. The record is from RefSeq and is a predicted model, not a curated record. Gene Ontology annotation, cellular component: UDP-N-acetylglucosamine transferase complex. The coding region runs from base 1 to 819 and encodes 272 amino acids. The transcript has 2 exons. Lineage: Eukaryota; Fungi; Ascomycota; Eurotiomycetes; Eurotiales; Aspergillaceae.
AUGAUGCAUGUCUCUCUCGCUUUUUGGUCCUCAUGGGACUUGCUCCUGUGGAGUAUCAUCUUUGCCAUUAUACUUGGGAUCAGCAUUCUCUUUAUCAUAAUUGUCUCCCUUACAAUCUCCCAAAACACUGCUGUCUCAAAAGAUCGCCAACCGGGAUCUCCGACCCAUAUCUUGAUUGUUCUAGGAAGUGGAGGACACACAGCUGAAAUGUUUUACAUGCUCGAACAAAUGAAACUCGACCCUCAAAAGUACACGUAUCGGACAUACCUUGUGAGUUCCGGAGAUGGCUUCAGUGCCCGCAAAGCCAAAGAUUUCGAGACCAAUCAUAUACAAACGAAUGGAACUCACAACAAAAACUACACUAUUCUCACCGUACCCCGUGCUCGAAGAAUCCAUCAAUCAUACCUUACCGCACCAUUUUCAACGAUCCACUGCUUCUGGGCUUGUCUGAACGUUCUUCGCGGACGUCAUCCAGAGCAGCGACUUCCAGAGGAACACAAUUCUCCUUACCCAGAUUUGAUUCUGACAAAUGGGCCAGCUACCGCGGUCUGCGUGGUUGUUGCCGCGAAACUGAUCCGCUUCUUUCUUCAUCUGUCUACUUUCAGCUCAUGGCUACCAACAUGGUCUACAGCUCCCUCUGUGUCAAAGCUACGCACCAUCUAUGUCGAAUCUUGGGCCCGAGUGAGUACUCUUAGCACUUCCGGAGUUCUACUGUUGCCACUUGCCGACCGGUUCCUUGUUCAAUGGCCUACCCAGGCUGGACGGCGCGCCUGGUGGGGGAUGAAGAGAACACAAUACGCAGGAUGGCUGGUGAUCUAA